UGCCAUCUGUCGGAAAAGAAAAGUAUCAGGGUUCGAUUUAUUCUUGUAUUUUGUAUAUAUUUUUAACCAAACCAAAAUCAGUGUCGUGAAAAAACUCUUAUUUUUAUAUAUAUAUAUAAAAAGGUUUUAUAUCAACGUUAAGCUAACGUUAACUGAUGUAGCUAAAAUGGCGAAAAGAUUAUUUUGUCCCCCACGACAACGGAACGUUGGCUGCAUAAAGUUUGGGCAAGCCUCUUUUGAGCUUAUUGAUGAAUUUCUUAUCCACUCUAACAAGAGAAACAAAGACAACCUCAAUAAUUUACCAAAAUGCAGCGGAAGCUUCAAGCAAAAAAGACUCGUUGAAUACAUCUUCCUCAUUACUGAAGAACUGAGGCUUGAUCCUCUGGUUGGAUACCAUGCCAUUGAAUUGGUGCAAAGGUUCAUGGUCAGCCACCUUGAUGAUUUGCUCGCCUCAUCUGUACCUCAAGGUGCAACAGCUCCUGAGUCAACAAAUUUUGAGGAAGCUGCAUUUGACAUGCUCAAAGAUAAAUUCCCUCUCAUCAUCUUCUCCUGUGUGCAGCUUGCAAGCAAACUGUUCUUGCAUCAUCAUAUAAUCAACAGCAGCACUGCUGUACAAUUCCUGCGUUCAGUCGGGCACACCGUUUCCAAACAGACUAUCUUGGAAUCAGAGCUGAUGGUCUUUAAAGGACUUGAAUUCAAGCUAAAUGUCCUCAACCCACUGACAUAUGUGGAAAUACUUCUAGAGGUGCUUGGACACAAUGAGCCUUCCAUCCCUGUAGAGCACCUUUAUCACCUGUGCCAUCCUGUCCUCCAGUUCAUCACCCUGCAGAGGACUGCCAUCUAUGACACCUUGUUAAAGGUUGCCACUCAGUGUGUCUGUCCAUCCCAGAAACAGAGGGAGAAGUUUGUGACAGUGACCGAAGACUGCAUGCUUCUCGGUGUUGGUGUCAUCACUGUGGCUACAUUCAUCCACUAUGUCAAAAAAUGGGAACAGGUAGUCGGUGAACUGAGCCACAUCACAGGAAUCUCAAGGAAGAGCAUCAGUGAUUUUGCACACGUGACAUUAACACACAUUGUUAGCACCAACUUUCCUGCAGUUUAAGCUUGACUUUUGGUAACUCUGCCUCCGAACAAUUCUUUAU
Molecule: messenger RNA, 1142 nt
Organism: Melanotaenia boesemani (Boeseman's rainbowfish)
Lineage: Eukaryota; Metazoa; Chordata; Actinopteri; Atheriniformes; Melanotaeniidae
Gene: cntd1
Product: cyclin N-terminal domain containing 1
Exons: 7
Coding region: 167-1102 (311 amino acids)
Biological process (GO): reciprocal meiotic recombination
Cellular component (GO): site of double-strand break
Source: RefSeq, a predicted model, not a curated record